CCGUUUGCGAGCCGGGUGUCGCCCGGUUUGCAUGUUUAUUUUACUCCCAGGGUUGAGGGGGAAGAUACGGAGGCUGUUUGUCGGGUCUUGAAGGGGGUGUUUGGGCUUGGGCUGAAGUGUCUGGAUUAUGAGAAAUCGUUCACCCGGUCGGAUGUCACUUCUUCCCCUGAAACCGUGUGGCAGUAUUACUCGCCUUUGGCGUCUUUGGACGGCCUGGUGGAGUUCUUUCAGCGGAAAGUCUGUGGGUUGAAGGAUGGCGAGGGUGCGGCGGCCGAGUGUCGGCGUCAGGCGGCGGAGUUGCUCGCUGCUGACUCAGUGGAUAUCUCCUACGAUGCUUCGUCGCGCGCGCUGGUUUUGUCGGGGUUUUGGUCCGAGGCGCCUGGGGGUGAGGGGUGGACGGAGUAUAUUCGCGCUCCCGUUGCUGGAUCGAAGGAUAAGAUGGAGGUGGGAUUUCUGGGGGCAGAGAGGGCGGUCGAUCCCGAGGAGAUCAAGAUGGGUGGGUUGUUGGGCGUGGUCGGGGAGGAUGACAAGUUGAAGCCGACGUUGUUUUCCUUCCCUUCGAGACAUCAUGCUCUUCCGCGUGAUGCCGUCUUCUCGGUUUCGUUCCCCUCGCCCACCGGCUUACAUCCUACGAUGGCUGUUUCCAUGUCGCCUGCCGCGCUGCAGCGUCCCCCUGCGUCCCCCGACGCGACCUGCACGCUGCAUACGUAUCUAACCCUGCCGUCCUAUAUCUUUGGCGAUAAGUAUCAGCUGGGCACUGAUGAUCGGCUGUUCCUGGAGUCGCAUCACCUGGUCAAGUUGCAGUCUGUGACGGGCGAGACGGAUCUAGAGGCGCCGGACUGGUCCGUCUCUCGGUGGGGGUCGAAUUGGCUGUUUGAGGUCGCCACACCCCCGGCCGACCGGUCUCCAGAGCACUGGAACGUGACCAUCCCGCUGCAUCUGCGGUAUCUGCAUCCCUCGGAAAGUGGCUAUCGUUCGGCCGCGGUUCCCUGGCCCGUUGUCUUUUGGGCCUGCACCGCCAGCGAGGAGGCCAGAAUGCAAUUCAAUCCGUUCGAUCGCGUCGACCUCGGAUGGGAGGGCCUGUUCGGCCCCCAAACGGUCUUCUACCAGGUGCACCCAGCUGCCGAGCAGGGUCGGUUGGUCGAGGAGGUCAACGUGCCCGUGCUCAAGGCGAAUGGCAUCUUCAGCAGCAAGACUAUCGAACUGGGCACGGUAGUCGCCAUCGUCCUGGGUUCGCUUUGGGUGCUGUGGAAACUCGGCACCGUCGUGUGGGGCUCUGGACCCCAAAAGCGGGCCGAGAACCAGAAGAAGUCCCAGUAGUAGUUUUGUUACGUUCAGGAUAUUAGCGCUCGUUUUGGUGCUGUAAAUGGUUGUAU
Molecule: messenger RNA, 1376 nt
Organism: Aspergillus homomorphus CBS 101889
Lineage: Eukaryota; Fungi; Ascomycota; Eurotiomycetes; Eurotiales; Aspergillaceae
Exons: 4
Biological process (GO): GPI anchor biosynthetic process; protein processing
Cellular component (GO): glycosylphosphatidylinositol-mannosyltransferase I complex; endoplasmic reticulum membrane
Molecular function (GO): mannosyltransferase activity
Source: RefSeq, a predicted model, not a curated record